This is a messenger RNA of Closterium sp. NIES-65, 3240 nucleotides long. NCBI's taxonomy places the organism in Eukaryota, Viridiplantae, Streptophyta, Zygnematophyceae, Desmidiales, Closteriaceae. The record is from the annotation of a GenBank genome assembly.
AUGAAUACAUGUGACCAUGGAUUGACCGCGCCUUCCCUCCCGCCUCCCUUCCCGUCUCGCCCACGUCUCACCCUACUUAUUCUCCCCCCACUCCCUCUUUUCCCUCCCUCCAAUAAUCGGCGCCCUUCCCCCCCUUCCCUGCUUUCGCCCAUCCCCCCUGCUUCCCCCCAUCCCCUUCCCUGCUUCACCCCAUCCACUUCCCUGCUUCCCCCCAUCCCGUGCCCUGCUUCCCCCCAUCCCCUUCCCUGCGUCCCUCCGAAGUCUCACUCUUUCCCCUUAUCCCAAGCCCUGCUUCCCCCCAUCCGCAUUUCUGCCUCUUUCCCGCCUCCCCGUCCGUGCUUUCCCAUGUCCCCUUCCCUGCUUCCCCCCAUCCCCCUCACUGCUUCCCCCCAUCCCCCUCCCUGCUUCCCCCCAUCCCGUGCCCUGCUCCAACCCAUCCCCUUCCCUGCUGCUCCAAUGUCCCCUUCCCUGCUUCCCCAUGUCCCCUUCCCUGCUUCCCCAUGUCCCCUUCCCUGCUUCCCAAUAUCCCCUUCCCUGCUUCCCCAUGUCCCAUUCCCUGCUUCCCAAUAUCCCCUUCCCUGCUUCCCCAUGUCCCAUUCCCUGCUUCCCAAUAUCCCCUUCCCUGCUUCCCCAUGUCCCCUUCCCUGCUUCCCAAUAUCCCCUUCCCUGCUUCCCUCUGUCCCCUUCCCUGCUUCCCUCUGUCCCCUUCCCCCCUUCCCAAUGUCCCCUUCUCUGCUACCCCAUGUCCCCUUCCCCCCUUCCCAUGUGUGGGUGUCUACGUUGUUUCGUCUCGCAUCCCUCCUCACGCUCCCUCUGUUUUGUCCUCUCCAACAGUCGACCCCUGGAACAACAAUACAACUCCUCGCAGGCCUCGCACACUCCCCUUCCCUGCUUCCCUUCCCUACAACAAUACAACCCCUUCCCUGCUUCCCAAUAUCCCCUUCCCUGCUUCCCUCUGUCCCCUUCCCUGCUUCCCAAUAUCCCCUUCCCUGCUUCCCCAUGUCCCCUUCCCUGCUUCCCCAUGUCCCCUUCGCUGCUUCCCUCUUACUUGCUUUCCCAUGUCCCCUUCCCUGCUUCCCUCCAUCCUCUUACUUGCUUCCCCAUGUCCGGUUACCUGCUUCCCCCCCUCCCGUUCCCUUCUUCCCCAUGUCCCCUCACAUGCUUCCCCAUGUCCCCUUCCCUGCGUCCCUGCAGUCCAUUCAGGCCAAUGCACUCCCCCCACCUCCUUCUAUCUGCAUCCCCUCACAUCGCCCUCCCCAUCCCCCUCCCCGCCACCAGGCGCGCGCCCUGCUAGCAUGCCAUCGGGAGGGGCAUAUCCGUGGCACCUCUGUGGCGCGCACAUCGCCCUGUGAUGCUGGCUACUACACCGCACAUCACCGUCAGCUGCUAUCCAUUGAUGCAGGCGAAGACGGAGGUGGAGGUGUACCUGCUGCUGCUGGACGACCAGCUCGACGCCCUCGAGAGCUUCCCCGAGCUGCUCACCGCCACGCGCACUGCGCUGGGCUGCCGCUGGCACCCGACGAGUACCUGGCGCGGCGUUUCUUCCUCUCGCAUGCGCCUCGCGUUCCCCCCCCUCUCUGCUUCCCCUCGCACGAGCCUCACCUUUCCCCUCCUCUUUUCUUACUCUCGCACGCGCAUCACGUUUCCGCUCAACAUCUCUCCCCCUCUCAUGCGCCUCACAUUUCCCCUUCUCUCUUCCUCCUCUCUCAUGCGCCUGACGUUUCCCCUCCUCUCUUCAUCCUCUCUCAUACGCCUGACGUUUCCCCCCUCUCCCCUUCCUCAGGCAUGCGCCUCACAUUUCCCCUUCUCUCUUCCUCCUCUCUCAUGCGCCUGACGUUUCCCCUCCUCUCUUCAUCCUCUCUCAUACGCCUGACGUUUCCCCCCCUCUCCCCUUCCUCAGGCAUGCGCCUCACAUUUCCCCUCCUCUCUUCAUCCUCUCUCAUGCGCCUGACGUUUCCCCCCCUCUCCCCUUCCUCAGGCAUGCGCCUCACAUUUCCCCUUCUCUCUUCCUCCUCUCUCAUGCGCCUGACGUUUCCCCUCCUCUCUUCAUCCUCUCUCAUACGCCUGACGUUUCCCCCCCUCUCCCCUUCCUCAGGCAUGCGCCUCACAUUUCCCCUUCUCUCUUCCUCCUCUCUCAUGCGCCUGACGUUUCCCCUCCUCUCUUCAUCCUCUCUCAUACGCCUGACGUUUCCCCCCCUCUCCCCUUCCUCAGGCAUGCGCCUCACAUUUCCCCUCCUCUCUUCAUCCUCUCUCAUGCGCCUGACGUUUCCCCCCCUCUCCCCUUCCUCAGGCAUGCGCCUCACAUUUCCCCUUCUCUCUUCCUCCUCUCUCAUGCGCCUGACGUUUCCCCUCCUCUCUUCAUCCUCUCUCAUACGCCUGACGUUUCCCCCCCUCUCCCCUUCCUCAGGCAUGCGCCUCACAUUUCCCCUUCUCUCUUCCUCCUCUCUCAUGCGCCUGACGUUUCCCCUCCUCUCUUCAUCCUCUCUCAUACGCCUGACAUUUCCCCCCCUCUCCCCUUCCUCAGGCAUGCGCCUCACAUUUCCCCUUCUCUCUUCCUCCUCUCUCAUGCGCCUGACGUUUCCCCUCCUCUCUUCAUCCUCUCUCAUACGCCUGACGAUUCCCCCCCUCUCCCCUUACUCAGGCAUGCGCCUCACAUUUCCCCUUCUCUCUUCUUCCUCUCUCAUGCGUCUGACGUUUCCCCUCCUCUCCUUUUCCUCUCACAUGCGCCGUCCGGUUACUCGUCCUCUCGUCCUCCUCUUUACUGCGCCUCACGUUUCCCCUCCUCUCUUCCUCCUCUCUCAUGCGCCUGACGUUUCCCCUCCUCUCUUCUUCCUCUCGCAUGCACCUCUCGUUUCCCCUCCUCUCUUCUUCCUCUCGCGUGAGCCUCGCGUUUCCCCCCCUCACUUCUUCCUCUCGCAUGGGCUUCACGUUUCCCCUUGGCUCUUCUUCCUCUCGCAUGCGCCCCGCGUUUCCCCCCCCCCCCCCCUCUCUUCUUCCCCUCGCAUGUGCCUCACGUUUUCCCUCUCUUCUUCCUCUCGCAUGCGCCUCCCGUCAUCUCUCCGCCCUCCAUCCUCUCACAUCUGUGUCUCGUUUCUCUACGUGUUUCAUCCUCUCACAUGCGCAUCUCGUUUUUCCUCCGCGUUUUUUGCCAGAGGCAUGCGCCUCCCCCUUCCCUGCUUCCGCGCAUCUUGCUCUCGCAUUUGCGAAUACGUUUUCCCUCCGCCUAUGUUCCUUCCCUAA